AUGGCAAGACCAAAUUCUAAAUUAAUAAAUUCCACGUGUAUUGCAAUACGUGGUGAUGAAACAUUAAUAUUUGCUGUAUAUAAUAUCUAUCCGAGUGCGCUUAUUGUUCCUCGUACCGCCAGUAGAAUCCAUGCUCUAAACAAUAAUAUAAUCAUGGCUUAUGCGGGUGAUCAGACAGCUGGGAGAAGCUUGUGUGAGGCUGGUAUGAAGGAGUGCGUUCUUAUGUAUCCUGAUAGUGAUCGCAAUGUAGGACAUAUUGCGAAUUACAUAUUCGGGACGUUGCAUAAGAAUACAUUGUGUGGCAACACUCCAUUAUCGCUCCUAAAUUGUGUUAUUGGCGGAUUCGAUGCUGACAAAUCGUCGAUUUUUAAGGUAAAUAAGAAUAAUGUGGAAGUGGGUGAAAAGGCUGUUGUUAUCGGUUGCGAGGAGAAGAAGGCUCAAAAAUUUCUAGAUCGCUACUCUAAUCACGAUAUUGAUGAAUUAACAGGUAUCAUGCUUGCUUUGGGAUGCUUCAAGCACUGUGGACAAACUGUUGUGAAUAAUAUAGAAGUUGGGGUGUUGAACAAAGGAAAUUUACUAAGAAUGAUCAGUAAAAGCGAUAUUACGGAUUACAUAAAUAACGUGGAGGUUGACAAGUGA
Messenger RNA from Teleopsis dalmanni, 639 nucleotides. Its product is annotated as proteasome subunit alpha type-7-1-like. The transcript has a single exon. The record is from RefSeq and is a predicted model, not a curated record. Bases 1 to 639 code for a protein of 212 amino acids. Lineage: Eukaryota; Metazoa; Arthropoda; Insecta; Diptera; Diopsidae. Gene Ontology annotation, cellular component: nucleus; proteasome core complex, alpha-subunit complex; proteasome core complex.